This is a messenger RNA of Cololabis saira (Pacific saury), 1531 nucleotides long. It is a transcript of the gene drc10, whose product is annotated as IQ motif containing D. Gene Ontology annotation, molecular function: protein binding. The record is from RefSeq and is a predicted model, not a curated record. Lineage: Eukaryota; Metazoa; Chordata; Actinopteri; Beloniformes; Belonidae. The transcript is spliced from 5 exons. The coding region runs from base 97 to 1446 and encodes 449 amino acids.
GAAAGGUCUGCAGACAGAUCAACAAACUUUCACGACACUGAACCAGUUGACGGCAGACGGGGUGUGUUUGUUGCUUAAUUUCAAAAUAAAAGUCAGAUGUUUUUGUGUGUGUGUGUGUGUGUGUGUGUGUGUGUGUGUGUGUGUGUGUGUGUGUGUGUGUGUGUGUGUGUGUGUGUGUGUGUGUGUGUGUGUGUGUGUGUGUUCUUCUCAGGGUAUCUUAGCAACCGUAAACUAACAGCGAGCUGCUUGAGGCGAGUCAACAGUGACACUAUGGCUGCAAAGAGUUUGGCAGUGAUGCCCAAGACUCAGCCAGAAGAUGUUUUGUUACAGAAGAAGCUGCUCCCUGUUGAGAUUCGACUUAUGUAUAACAUUAUAGAAACCUGCAUCAGUGAAGUUGAGAUAGCAGCAUCUCUGCCUGGCAUCAUCCAGUUUUACAAAAUGUCAGGUGUUGUAGAGGAAGACUUGAGUAAAGCUAUCCAAGCACAUCAAAUAUUAGAGGAAAGAGCUGAAAAGCUAAAUGAUUGUAUGCCAGAGCCUGAUGGAAAACUAAAGGGAGAAGAUGAAGAAGCCAGGAGGAGAGAGAUGGCUAAGCUUGGGAGAGACAUAAAAAACUCUGUUAGAGAUGUGCUGAGGGCUUUUAAGAAGCACCCAAAUGCUUUUUUUGCCAUAAAAACAGAGCAAGCUUUGGAACUAGGGGAGAGUGAGCAAAUGUUAAUCAAAGGGCUUAAGCUGAUUCAGAGUAAUGUGGUUGAACAGUUUCUGCCCAAUCAGGAGAGAAACCUCUCCAAGCAGACAUUGGCAUCCCCUGAAGAAAAUCUGGAAUGCUUGAUUGAGGAGGAAAAACAGCUAGAUGCCAAAUUGAAGAAACUGGAUGAGCAGAUGUCUAAGUUUGAUGGUAAGAUAAAGAAUAUGCAGAGUUAUUUGGAGCAGGACCUUUUUCCAGAAAGAGACGGGGCUUCUCUACCAUGCAAACAAGAGCAGCCAAAUGAGAUGCCAAGCGAGUUACAACAAGAGAUGGAUCAACUCACCAUUCAGCUCCACAACCAAAGGCUUGAAAAUGGAGAGAUACGGAGAACUUUGCGAAAGAAAAAUGAAAUGUUGGUGAUGGAAACAAAAAAUGUACUGUCACAUUUUGAUGAGAAAAUGGCAGAAAUGCAGACCCAACUUGAGCAGACUAAAAUCGCUUAUGAAAAGGAAGUGGAGGAGCUGAGAGAAAUGGAGAAACCAUUCAUUGCCCUAGAAGUGGAGCAUAACCAGAUCCUGGAGAAACGGCGGCUGGCAGAAGAGAGGAGAGUGCAGGAGAAGAAGGACCUGGAGUUAAAGACCAAAGCUGCCAUUACCAUUCAAGCCUGGUGGAGAGGCACACGUUUUCGCAAGGCCUUAAAAAACCAAGGUAAAACCAAGAAGACCAAAAAGGCAAGAAGCAAAAGCAAGAAGCGCAAAUAAGCAUGAUGAAACAUAUCUGUAGUUUAUCUGUAAAGCAUCUAUGCUUUGUACUUGCGCAGUAUAUGUAUUUUGUGUGUGUUUAUAA